Melanaphis sacchari is the source of this 1687-nucleotide messenger RNA. RefSeq lists its product as uncharacterized. Gene Ontology annotation, molecular function: kinesin binding. Gene Ontology annotation, biological process: Golgi organization; positive regulation of membrane tubulation; regulation of protein localization. The coding region runs from base 158 to 1687 and encodes 509 amino acids. Lineage: Eukaryota; Metazoa; Arthropoda; Insecta; Hemiptera; Aphididae. Gene Ontology annotation, cellular component: endosome membrane. The transcript is spliced from 6 exons. The record is from RefSeq and is a predicted model, not a curated record.
AAAUGUAAGUUAAGUGACCAAAUACCAAUUAUAAAUAUAUAGUUAAAUCUUUUUUUCUUCAGUAGUUUAUUCACUUUUGUUGUUUUCAUUGUUCAGUUAUUUAAAUACGUUUUAGUUAGUUAUUAAUAUUGAUUUUACUGAUGUAACCGUUUCACUCAUGUCGACCCAUUCACCAGAUUUAAUUGUCCACCGUCGGUCUAACACCAAACAAGUGCAUCCAGUGGUUGGAUUAAAAAGAGUGUCUUUCCAUGAAGACGUUAUUGAACCUGGGAAUGGGAAUCUCAUUCAAAUACGAAUUGGAGAAUGUGGUGAAAGAGGAGCGCCUGAAGGUCAAGAAGACCCACAACCAAAUGAAACAUUGUCCAAAAGUUCAGUUUUAAUAUCAAAAAAACUAAAGUUUCCUUCUCUCUACUUGAAUGUCUUAAAUGUCGAUCUCAAAUGUCAACAACCCGUUUUAAAUCAAAUAAAACAGGAAAUGAUGAAUAAAGAAUUUAGUGAUGUUUGGAAUAAACAUUUGGAUAUGGGAUCUAACCAACUGAUUAGUAUAAUUAAAAGAGAUUUAUUAUUAAAAACCAAAGAAUCUAUUUAUAAAAUUUAUAGAAUGCUAAGCACUGGUGGAUCACCUCUAUUUGUAGUUAUAACAAAUAUUAGAUUUUAUGUUUUAACUAAAAAUGUAUAUACUAAACGGUUAGAAGUAUUCUAUAGUUCAAAUUUUACAAGCAUAGACCUAAUAGCCUUAGGCCCGUGUGAUCAAACUGCAGUCUUUGUUAGCGAAAAAUCAAAAAAAUGCACCUUAAUAACAGCGAUUGAUGUUAAAUCUGCAUUAGAAAUGAUUGGCAGUCUUGAGUAUGCUUACAGAUGUAGUGGAUUUUAUGACCCAAAUAAUGCAUUUGUUGUCAUAAAUAUCAACUAUGAUGAUAAAUUAUAUGAGGCUGUAAAAUGUCAAAUUUCAAUGCCUAAGGAUGAAAAAAUUAAAUAUUAUACGUGGUUGUGGUAUUACAAAGAAAGUGAAUCUUCAAAUAAUUUAAAAUCUCAUUUAGAAGAAUUUUUAAUGGUUAAAAAAGGAUCUAUAUGGAAACCAAGAUUUGUGCGUUUAAGUGAAGAUAUUUUGUACAUAUUUAAACAUCCAGAUCAAAAGUUACCAUGUGAAUCCAUACCUUUAAGAUUUGGCCGCUGUAAGAGAGUGAGAAAAAUUCGUUCUGAUCGACCUUACUCUAUUGAAAUUUUACUGAUUAAUUAUCCAAUUAUUUUGGCACCUGCUGAUUGCAGUCAAGAAGAAAAAUGGUUUAAUGCUCUAAGCUCUGCUAUGACAGGUCAUAAAAAUUUGAAUGUUGAAUCCAAAUUGCCCGAUGGAUAUCGUUGUUUAUUGACCAGCAGUCAUAUAGUUUUGUACAAUUUUCCUUGCACAAUUACAGACAGCAUGUUAUUAGUUAAUAUGGAUUCAAUAAAAUGUUCACCUUCCCCAUCACACUGCUAUGUUGUAAUUGAGUGGUCCUGUUACGAUGCUACAUUAGAGGAAAGCUGCAGUGAUUGGGUUGUGCAUUUUUCUUGCAAAUCUAGUUGUGAUGAAUUCAUUUCAUGGUUGUGUACUCUAAGACCAGAUUUAAAUGUUUUGGAAUUAGUUGAAAAAAAAUCCAUACAGCGACACCUUAAAAAUAGUAUAACUUUACAAAGUUCACUAAUUUAA